Fusarium musae is the source of this 753-nucleotide messenger RNA. RefSeq lists its product as uncharacterized. Gene Ontology annotation, cellular component: intracellular anatomical structure. The coding region runs from base 1 to 753 and encodes 250 amino acids. Gene Ontology annotation, molecular function: oxidoreductase activity, acting on NAD(P)H, oxygen as acceptor. The transcript has 4 exons. The record is from RefSeq and is a predicted model, not a curated record. NCBI's taxonomy places the organism in Eukaryota, Fungi, Ascomycota, Sordariomycetes, Hypocreales, Nectriaceae.
AUGACCUCCAAAGUCUUCAUUGUUACAGGCGCCAGUAAGGGUAUUGGCGCCGCCAUUACCCGUUAUCUACUUAACCAAUCCCACAAGGUUGUUAUUACAGCUCGAUCAUCUGAACCAUUGGAGUGGUUGAAGAAAUCGCACCCUGAACAGGUCCAAUUCAUUGCUGGAGACGUUGUCGAACCUCAGCUGCCUUCAAAGCUUGUUGACCUUGCUGUAUCCUCGUUCGGCAAGGUUGAUGGCCUGGUUAUCAACCAUGGCAUGUUGGCGCCCAAGAAGUUUGCAGACACCACGCUCGAAGAGUGGAAGAAGAUUUAUGACAUCAACGUCUUCAGCGGUAUUGCCUUGGCCCAAGCUGCGAUCCAAGAGCUGCGCAAAUCCAAAGGCUGCAUUGUCUGGGUGUCGUCAGGAGCAGCAGCCAAGCAAUAUGCCGCCUGGUCAAGUUACGGUUCAUCAAAGGCUGUCUACAAUUCUGUCUCGGCUCACAUUGCGCUCGAAGAGCCUGACAUCACUAGCGUUGCUAUUGCACCAGGUCGAGUCGACACUGAGAUGCAAGGAGUACUGAGAUCAGAAGGCCAAUCAUCAAUGAACAAGGCACAAUACGAUUCCUUCGUCGAAGCGAAAGAAAAGGGUAUCCUGCUCAAGCCCGAGCAGCCAGGGACUGUUAUGGCAAAGUUUGUCGCAGACCCGCUCAAAGAGCUGAGCGGCAAAUUCUUCUCAUGGAACUCACCAGAGGUCGAAGCAUACCAAGAAUAG